CCCUCUCUCCCUCCGUCUCUCUCUCUCUCCCUCUCUCUCUCUCUCUCUCUCACAACGCCGGUGUCUCCGCUGUAAACUGGUAAACCCCCGCCAACUUCCAUCCUCCAUCAUCACCGUUCGGAGCUCGCCACUCUGCUCUCUGACUUUCGAAAAGCUUCAAUUCAGCUCGCAAUCGCCAUUUCUGCUCAGUGAUUGAUGAUGUUCGAAGGCCGGAUCUUGAGCUGAGCUGACCGGAUCCCCACCGGGAAUGGACAUCCUCUUCGCUCAGAUCCAGGCGGACCUCCGCUCCAACGACGCCCUCCGGCAGUCCGGCGCCCUCCUCCAGGCACUCCAGCAGUCCGCAGCCGGCCGCGACAUCUCCGUCAUUGCCAAGUCCGCAGUCGAGGAGAUCGUCGCCUCCCCUGCCUCCGCUGUCUGCAAGAAGCUUGCCUUCGACCUCAUCCGCUCCACUCGCCUCACUGCUGACCUGUGGGAGACCGUCUGCACGGGAAUCCGGACGGACCUCGACUUCCCCGACCCCGACGUCACCGCCGCUGCGAUCUCCAUCCUUGCUGCCAUCCCCUCCCACCACCUCUCCAGGCUCAUAACCAACUUCCAUAAGGAGAUCAACAGCUGCUUCGACUCUAACAGCGACAAUUUGCGGUUCUCCAUCACCGAGACCCUUGGUUGCAUUCUAGCUCGCGAUGACCUGGUGACGCUGUGCGAGAACAAUGUCAGCUUGCUCGAUAGGGUGUCCAAUUGGUGGGGGCGGAUUGGGCAGAACAUGCUCGACCGAGCGGACAAUGUUUCGAAAGUGGCUUUUGAAUCGGUUGGGAGAUUGUUCCACGAGUUUGAUAACAAGAAGAUGAGCCGAUUGGCGGGCGAUAAGUUAGUCGACAGUGAGAAUUCACUGGCAAUCAGGUCGAAUUGGGUGUCUUCUAUGGUGGAUUUUGUGUGGAAGAAGAGAAAUUCCCUGAUGGCAAGAUCACUGGUUUUACCAGUGGAGAGCUUCAGAGCUACAGUUUUCCCGCUCGUGUACGGCGUAAAGGCAGUUGCUUCGGGUUCCAUUGAGAUCGUAAGGAAGCUUUCCAAGAGUAACACCAAUGAGAGUGUGCUCAAUGCGAAUAAUGCAGAGAGGUUAGUUGGUGUGUCGGAUGUAGUCACACAUUUGGCUCCUUUCUUGGCAUCUUCACUGGAUCCAGCAUUGAUUUUUGAAGUGGGGAUUAACAUGUUGUACUUGGCCGACGUACCGGGAGGGAAGCCCGAGUGGGCUUCACAAUCAAUUAUAGCAAUCCUGACACUUUGGGACAGGCAAGAGUUUUCUUCUGCCAGAGAAAGUAUUGUUAGGGCUGUUGUCACCAAUCUGCACCUUCUUGAUCUUCACAUGCAGGUUUCGCUGUUUAAGAGACUGCUUCUAAUGGUAAGAAACUUGCGAGCUGAGUCAGACCGCAUGCAUGCUCUGGCUUGUAUAUGUCGAACAGCACUAUGUGUUGACCUUUUUGCAAAGGAAAGUGUACGAAGGGGUCAGAAACCUCUCCCAGGAACUGAUAUUGUUUCUCUCUUUGAAGACGCAAGAAUAAAAGAUGAUCUCAAUAGUGUGACUAGUAAAAGCUUGUUUAGGGAGGAGUUAGUGGCAUCAUUGGUGGAGAGUUGCUUUCAGUUGUCAUUACCUUUGCCUGAACAAAAGAACUCAGGCAUGGAGAGCAGAGUCAUUGGAGCCUUGGCAUAUGGAACUGGUUAUGGCGCGCUUAACUGGACAGAGCCGGCUUUGGAGGUGGUGGAAGUAUGCCGGCCCUGUGUCAAAUGGGAUUGUGAUGGCCGUACCUAUGCAAUUGAUUGCUACUUGAAAUUGUUGGUCAGGCUAUGUUAUAUAUAUGAUACAAGGGGAGGUGUAAAAAGGGUCAAGGAUGGGGCUUCCCAGGAUCAAAUUUUGAAUGAGACGAGGUUACAAAACUUGCAACGCAAACUUGUAAAAGAUCUGCGUGAGGUGAAUACCCCCAGAGUAUGUGCCCGACUUAUUUGGGCUAUUGCUGAGCACAUAGAUUUAGAAGGAUUAGAUCCGCUUUUAGCUGAUGACCCAGAAGAUCCUCUAAAUAUUAUUAUUUCGAAUGUCCACAAAGUUCUAUUCAACACUGACGCAUCGGCGGAUACAUCAAAUAGACUUCAGGAUGUACAGGCAGUUCUUUUGAGUGUUCAGAGGUUGGGAUCGCGCCAUCCUAGGGCUGGUGUAUUAUUAACGAAAGAGCUGGAAGAGUUUAGAAGUAGCAAUGUGGCUGAUUCUGUCAACAAACAUCAGUGCCGCCUAAUAAUGCAGAGAAUUAAAUACACGUCAAGUCAUCCAGAUGACAAGUGGGCUGGAGUUAGUGAAGCCAGAGGAGAUUAUCCAUUUAGCCACCACAAGCUCACUGUUCAGUUCUAUGAAGCCGCUGCAGCUCAGGAUCGAAAAUUGGAAGGUUUGGUUCACAAGGCAAUUUUGGAGCUUUGGAGACCAGAGCCUAGUGAAUUAACUCAAUUGUUGACGAAGGGAAUUGACUCAUCCUCAUUGAGGGUUCCACCAGCUGCAAUUACUUUGAGUGGUAGCAGUGACCCUUGUUAUAUUGAAGCUUACCAUUUGGCAGACUCUGGUGAUGGGAGGAUCAGUUUACAUUUGAAGGUGCUUAACUUAACUGAACUCGAACUCAAUCGGGUGGAUAUAAGGGUUGGACUAUCUGGAGCUUUAUACUACAUGGAUGGAUCACCCCAAGCAGUGAGACAAUUGCGUAAUCUUGUUUCACAGGAUCCAGUUCUCUGUAGUGUGACUGUAGGCGUCUCCCAUUUCGAGAAAUGUGCCUUAUGGGUUCAAGUUUUGUACUAUCCCUUCUACGGUAGUGGUGCUGCAGGAGAUUAUGAUGGUGACUAUGCUGAAGAGGAUCCACAAAUUGUGAGGCAGAAGCGAAGUUUACGUCCUGAAUUAGGAGAACCCGUUAUUCUGAGGUGCCUGCCCUACAAAAUUCCUCUGACUGAGCUUCUGCUGCCCCACAAGAUUUCGCCUGUGGAGUAUUUCCGCCUAUGGCCUAGUUUACCAGCUGUCGUAGAGCUAACUGGUACAUACACUUAUGAGGGGAGCGGCUUCAAAGCUACAGCUGCACAACAAUACGGGGCCUCUCCUUUCCUGAGUGGGUUGAAAUCCUUGUCCUCCAAGCAUUUCCACAAAGUCUGCUCACAUAUUAUCCGCACGGUGGCUGGGUUUCAGCUCUGUUUUGCCGCUAAAACUUGGUUUGGGGGCUUCCUGGGCCUGAUGAUCUUUGGAGCAAGUGAAGUGAGCAGGAAUGUGGAUUUGGGUGAUGAGACGACAACAAUGAUGUGCAAGUUCGUUGUCCGAGCUUCCGAUGUGUCCAUCACGAAGGUGAUCGAAUCAGAUCUUCAAGGAUUUCUAGAUGAUCUUACUGAUGGAGGAGUUGAGUACAUGCCGGAAGACGAGGUGAAGGUGGCUGCUGCUGAGAGGCUUAAGAUCUCGAUGGAGAGAAUUUCCCUUUUAAAGGCAGCUCGGAAGCCACCAAAGAGCAAGGACUCAGAUGAUGAGGAUUCAGAAGAAGAGGAAGAAGAUGCUGAGGAUGAUGAUGAUGAGGAAGUGGAGGAUGAAGAUAAAAGGAAAGAGAAGGAGCAUAAGAGGAAAGAGAAGGAGAAGAAGAGGAGAGAGAGAGAGGAGAAGAGGAGGAAGAAGAAGGAAGAAAAAGAAAAGAAGAAGAAAGAAGAGGAGGAAGAAAAGAGCAAGGGACCCACAACGCUCUCAAAGCCCACCGCCGAGGAGGUCGAGCACCGAGCUCUUCAAGCUGCCGUUCUACAAGAGUGGCACAUGCUCUGCAAAGACAGAAGCACCAAGGUGAAGUAACUUCGCUAUGCAUCUCUACUCGGUUUACUAGGACAAUGUCAGAGCAAAUUCUUUCAUUGUACUUUAAUUCGCCAUCGGUUUGAGUUACCUGUGAGGUGGUUUUGUGCUUUGUUGAUUUUUCUUCUUGUCUCGGUUAUGUUUGUUGAGCGAGAGCUGGCAUUUUGAUUGGAGGAAAAUGUUUUGUUUGUGUAAUAUAUGUCAUGUAGCAUCCAUCUCAUUGAUCUGUUCUUCUGCACACUAUUCAAUCCUUAUGGACAGACAUCUUCUGCGCUUA
Molecule: messenger RNA, 4124 nt
Organism: Punica granatum (pomegranate)
Lineage: Eukaryota; Viridiplantae; Streptophyta; Magnoliopsida; Myrtales; Lythraceae
Source: RefSeq, a predicted model, not a curated record